Molecule: messenger RNA, 405 nt
Organism: Geodia barretti
Lineage: Eukaryota; Metazoa; Porifera; Demospongiae; Tetractinellida; Geodiidae
Source: the annotation of a GenBank genome assembly
GAGAGGCGUGGUUUGGGAGAUGCGCAGCUCCCUUAUCUUCUGUAGGCUGCAGCCUACACUCUCGCUCGAUGCUGCUCGGCGUACCGCUAGACCGUGCGGGAGGAGAUGGCUAGCCUUCAAAAAGUCUGACGAUCCCAUUUCGUUCAGCCGGAGCGGAGCAAGAACCUUCCGAAUAGUGGACGACUCCAUAAUGACCGGGCCGGUGGAACAGAAGAGGGGUAGAUACGCCAUCCCUCUAGGGCUAGUCACGUUUGCAGCACUCGUCUACCUGGGGUUUAUCAGAGAAGAAACUACGAGCGACAAAUCUGUUUUUACGCCGCCUACUGUCGUCCAGCAACCCACAGAUCUAGACAACGGCAGUGGAGACAAGAGCUGAAGAUUAACGCUACAUCACAUCUUAUCCUC